AGACAGGCGUUCCAAUCUCAAAUUAAGUGACUUGAUGAAGAGUUUGUUAAGUCGCGUUCUUGCGCUUAGGCUCACCACGAAAUCGUGGUUAUUCGGGUAGAAGGAGCAUCAGUAAGUCAUGGAGAAGAAAAGAUAACAUGGACAACUUUGUGCAGGCCCCGCCAGGACAAGAGGCUGCUGCAGGCACCAGGAGCGGCCGCACCUCCAACUAUUCUCUGCUUGGCUUCUACACCCUGGGCGCGUUUUCCUUUCGCUUGGGUGGCUCGCUACUCACACGAUUUUGCCAGCUUUCUCUGCUGCAGGGGGAGAAAAUCAAGCUUUUUGCGAACAGCCAGACCGUAAACAGUUUGAGCCGCAUUGUGGUGCUGCAGGUGGCAGGCAAUGUGGUGGACUACUGCCAAGGGCUGCAACUCGUCUUCUUCAUCCUCCUUGACGUGGGUUUGCUGUUGCUGAACGUCGCUUUGUUUGUCACCGCUACGGCCGGAAGUAGUGCUGGAAAUGGAACAGGGCAAGCGACGGAAUAUCGUUCUUUUGGUCGCGACACUGCUCCCAGUCAAUUUUUCGGAAUUUUUUCCACGCAGUAUGAUUUCAACGCGCUGCUCUCCGCGUUUUUCUCGUCAGCUGCGAUCGAAAGAGCGACGACAUUUCUCCAGGAAAACCUUCCCCCGGCCACAUUUCUGUUGCAAGCAGUAAUUACCAGCUGGCUCGCGCUCGGGCAGCUGUUGACGGCGGCGGUUCCCGCGACGAGUUUUGCCCUGGAAGCGGAGAAAGACCAAAUUCUCUUGCAGUCCCUGGACGCAACCAGCCAGAAAAUCGUCCGCUCUCUGAGCAGCACGCUGCUGGCGUUUUUGCUGCCCGUUCUCACCGCGACGAACUACUACAGUGGGGCAAUUUCAUCUUCAAGAGCAGAUGAAAAAACAGCAACAUCAUCUUCAAGAACCGCGGCCGAUGGAGAACAUGAUCUUCAAACUUCGAAGCGGACGAGCUGCACCAAAAAUCACGACGAGAACAGCGGCAGCUACAGUACCGCAGACUCGAUCUACCUAGUUUUCGUCUUCGUGCAUUUCGUCGGAAUUCUGGCCAAGUUGGUGGUUUUGUUCAAAGUGCGAGCGCGUGGACGGGGAUCGGCUACUAGUUUAGCGAAAAGGAAAAAUGGGGUUGCUUCAUCCUAUUCACCCAACGGCGUUGGACAUCCAGAAGAAACAACGGACACGGACGAGACAACUUGGGAGAAAAUCACCGAUGAGGUAGAAGUAGGUGCGAACUCUAGGGCUGACCCGCAAGCCCAAGCGUCCGCAUCUUCCACCAUGAGGAGACGAAAACCCCAUGGCAAAAAUACAAUGGGAGACGAUCAUGAGAACGGACACGGAGAUAAUUUGGACCCGACCUCGUCCAAUGCUCCGUCAGCCAGUGAGGAGCAGCAGGAGGACGAUGUACUAUCACGGGGAGCCCCCACUAGCAGUGACCAAAGCGAAGCAUCAUCCACUUCUGCAGCUACUGGCGACCUCCAAACAAGUGGCGAUGAGAGCAAAAGUCGGCGUCAUCGUCCAGUCGGGUUUUUUCGAAAGUUCUUUCCUCGCUCUUUCCUCUCGUUUGUGGUCUCCCCGCGAAAACUGAUGCCCUUCGCGUCGAUCCUGAAGUCGGAGACCGUGUUUGAGCGUGCCCGCGCACUGCUAAUGGUGAACACACUGGUGACCAACCUUUUCAUCUACCCGGCGCAAACCGUGCUGCUUCCUAUCUUUUUCAAGCACAUUUCCAAGGAGCUCUGGCUGCAGCUCAGCACUUUUAUCAACUUCGCCGGCAUGGCGGGCCCGUUCGCGAGCAAUUUCUUCCUGAUUUACUUCAACCAGUUUUCGAAUGCAGCGGCAGGUUCAACAACACACGGCAGUAGGCCACUGUGGCAAGGACCGCAGCUGAUUCCGGUGGAGAAGAAACUACUCGACGCCGUUUUCUAUCAGGCAGUCACGAACUUUUUGCUAGGAAUCUUGCUGGUUGCGGCCUACGUGUUGUUUACCUACGACAACGACUCAUCUGCAACAAGCGUAACAUCAUCGUCUGGGGUAGCGCUUGGGGCAGCUGUCCCUACGUCUGCAGUCGAUUUGUCAUCCUUUUUGCGCGGCGAUACAAAUUUCGCUUCUAUCGCCAUGGUUGUUUUUACCGUUCUGCUGGCCGUCACGUGGGCCUGCACCGUCGCCUAUAACAACACGUUCACGGUGUACUUCAGCACCUACUGCACGAGCAAGGAGGGCAAGGAAAAAUACGGGAAGACGCUGGCGGACAUGCUGACCGUGUGGUCCUUGGGAAACGCCAUCGGGAACUACUCGCAGGGCGUUUUCCUGGAGCGGAAGUUCUUCGUCAUGGCGAUUUACGUGGGCUGCUUCUUGCCGUUCCUGCUGCGUUGUCUGCUCUGCUGGAGACUGCCGAAGGUCUGGGGUGCGGUCGACCGCAGAUUUCUGGGCGAUGAGGACUAUGGGGAUCAGGCGGGUGAAGAGGAAGAGGCAGAAUCUGAAAAAGAUGAAUCGUCGAGCGAACAAGUCCAUGGUCAGCAGACGAGCUCCUUCAAGGGCGGCGAGAUGUCAAAGGAGGUGCGGAAAGGGAGCAAAACAAGGUAGCUGAAAGUAAGGUAAUUACGCACGUAAAUACUAAACUCGACCUGGACAGGACCACAUGAUGCGACGCAGAAGAAUUCGCUGCGACGAAGAUGAUCUGCCAGCGCAAAUGGUGAGACCAAGACGAACAUUGAGUUUUGCGGGCUAUAAAUCCCGCAAGGCCUCGGAGAAGUUGAAGUACUACACUUUUUACGCAAAAAAAGUAGACUGCGCAGCUCGUAUUCCUCGUUUAUUUCCCCUUGUAGCGCUGCACCAUCUGAUCUUCGAUGCGCCAAUUAAGUUAUUA
Amoebophrya sp. A120 is the source of this 2895-nucleotide messenger RNA. The record is from the annotation of a GenBank genome assembly. Lineage: Eukaryota; Dinophyceae; Syndiniales; Amoebophryaceae.